UUUACAGGCUAAAAUGGGUAAAUGGCAAUUGGAAGUUGCCAAGAUGGCUUUAUAUAUGAUCUUCCCAGUUGCUAGCUUCUACGCAUAUCAUCAGGUUGAUUGGUUUGAGGAUAAUUUCAAGGAUAUACAAGGCAAAAUAUACAGCAAGGAGAAUAUGGAAACUAAAAAGGAAUUAUCGGAGUUUAUUGAGAAACUUCGUGAACACAGGGAGCGAAAGGUGCAGAGUGAAUUAGUAAGAUUGCAAGCAGAAUCUGUAAACAAGAAUAUGUCAGAUUAAAUCAGUUUUAUGUUAUCUCGGAGAUAUUCACACAGAUAAAAUAUCCUCUAUUAGUCUAUGCUAGCCUUUAAAUAUUUAAUUGUAUUCUUAAACAUUGCUAUAAAUUUUAUUUUGUAUGAUAAGCGUACACUGUACAGAAAAUAAAAUUAUGUUACGAUAAAAUAAGACAAAACCAA
Eurytemora carolleeae is the source of this 453-nucleotide messenger RNA. Its product is annotated as protein PET100 homolog, mitochondrial-like. The transcript is spliced from 3 exons. Gene Ontology annotation, cellular component: mitochondrial inner membrane; mitochondrion. Bases 14 to 277 code for a protein of 87 amino acids. NCBI's taxonomy places the organism in Eukaryota, Metazoa, Arthropoda, Copepoda, Calanoida, Temoridae. Gene Ontology annotation, biological process: mitochondrial respiratory chain complex IV assembly. The record is from RefSeq and is a predicted model, not a curated record.